AUGGUCGAAAAGAAGUUCAAGUCAAAUGAUCCUCGUGCUCAAGCCAUGCAAAACGCUGCUUCCAAAGCUGCUGCUGCUCAGCAUGAGCAAAAGAGACAAAGCCAAGUUAUCAACAACAAUGAUCUCGCCAUCAAACCUGCUACACCCGUCAACAAAGAUGGCAAAGCUGCAAAGAGAACCGAUGUCUUUUCGCCUGGUAUUACAUCGAUCAAGGAAAUCUUGGACAUCACUUAUGCUGUACAAAGAAUGGGCGAAGAAAAGAAGAAACGCACUGGCAACACACCUGCCAUUCAUACCGCCAAUCAACCUCAAGCGUUUGGUGGCUACGACUCUAUUUCUGAAGAAGACGAGGAAGAAGACGAUGAUGAAGAUGAGCCUCACUCUGAUGAUAGUUCCAAUGACUCGAAAACUUCACCUACCAGUCGCAUUCAAAAGGAUGUUAUUGCCAUGGCUGAACAAUUGGUUCAAGAUGGCAAAGGUAUUGCUCCUGCUGCUUAUACAGCAACACCUGAGCAGAAGCUUCAAACGUAUGAUACACCUAUUGUUACACCUACCUCAAGGAGAAAGCGCAACAUGUUUGAACUCGAUAUGUCCAAGGCUACCUUGUUGAGAAACAGAAAAGUGGUUGAAUAG
This is a messenger RNA of Mucor velutinosus, 633 nucleotides long. RefSeq lists its product as uncharacterized. Lineage: Eukaryota; Fungi; Mucoromycota; Mucoromycetes; Mucorales; Mucoraceae. The transcript has a single exon. The record is from RefSeq and is a predicted model, not a curated record. Bases 1 to 633 code for a protein of 210 amino acids.